Myzus persicae (green peach aphid) is the source of this 3071-nucleotide messenger RNA. RefSeq names its product acyl-CoA Delta(11) desaturase-like. The coding region runs from base 264 to 1268 and encodes 334 amino acids. Gene Ontology annotation, cellular component: endoplasmic reticulum membrane. Gene Ontology annotation, molecular function: iron ion binding; stearoyl-CoA 9-desaturase activity. Gene Ontology annotation, biological process: unsaturated fatty acid biosynthetic process. The transcript is spliced from 6 exons. The record is from RefSeq and is a predicted model, not a curated record. NCBI's taxonomy places the organism in Eukaryota, Metazoa, Arthropoda, Insecta, Hemiptera, Aphididae.
AUAGCGAAAACCGGCAGGCACCAGGCCCAGUCAGCCGAACGCGCACCAUCGCCGUGUAUGUGCCGCACUUGAGCGUACACAGUACACAAUCCGUGUGAAUAUCGCAUUAUAUUUUAUGGUAGGCAACUGUACAAUUGCGUAUGAAAAACGUCAUAUUGUACUCGGAUAAGUUAGUUUAUUUACAAAAAUAAGGUUAUAUUUUCCUGUCGCAACGUCGAAGAAUUCCAUUUCAAGUCCUAUAUUGAAUCUCGUAAAUUAUUAAGAUGGGAGUGCAAAUGAGAACGAAGACCGAAGAAACGGCCGAACCUCUGAUCGAAAAUAACAACAAGGAUAGCGUGGAAGAACCUCUGAAGCCACAACCUCCACAAAAACGUGAAAUAUUAUGGGCCACAGCUAUAUAUUUAACCACUUGGCACGUGCUAGCUGUUAUCUGUACGAUACUUUACUGGAAGAAUGUCAAAAUGGCUACUAUCUUAUGGAGUCUCCUUGUCGGGUUCAUUGGACAAUUUGGUGUAACAGCAGGUGUGCACAGAUUUUACACUCACAAAGCGUACAAAGCCAAGGUUCCUUUGCAAAUCAUUCUUCUGGCUUGCUAUUCAGUUGCUGGACAGUACAGAGUAACAGAUUGGGUUCAUGACCAUAGAUUGCACCAUAAAUUUAGUGACACUGAUGGUGAUCCCCAUAAUGCUAACCGAGGAUUGUUCUUCUCUCAUAUUGGUUGGUUGAUGCAACGUGGACACCCAGAAGUAUUCCGUCGUAGUAAAACCAUUGAUAUGACUGAUAUAAAUAACGACCCCUUAGUGCAAUUUCACACAAAAUAUUAUUGGUUUUUUAAAAUUACUCUUUGUUUCGUAUUGCCUGUACUUGUACCUGUGUUCUGUUGGAAUGAAAGCUGGAUGGAAGCAAUUGGAAUUAGUGGAGUAUUGCGAUUUGUGAUUUUCACCAACAUGACAUUUUCAAUUAAUAGCUUGGCUCACUUUUGGGGAACAAAACCAUAUGACACGCGCAUAAGACCUGUGCAGAACAUGGCUUUGGCUAUACUGACUACUGGAGAAGGCUGGCAUAACUAUCACCACGCAUUCCCAUGGGAUUACCGGGCAGAAGAAUAUGGUGGAAACUUUACCAACCCAACUACCAUGGUUUUGGAUUUGUUCGCCAAAAUUGGAUGGGCAUACGACUGCAAGACUCCAUCAGCAGAUCUCGUCAAACAAGUGGCUAACAAGCAUGGAGAUGGAAGUUGGAGCGAAAUACCAGCUGAAUGCAAAUAGAUUAUUAUCAACACUAAUGCAUUUUUCUAAAUAAUUAUAAGACUUCAUAAACUUUUAAAUGCCUUCAUAGAAUGUUAUUUAAUAUCUAAAAUUAUGAAGACUAGAAUACAGUUAAGUUGUACACCUAUGAAAUGAUAAUAACUGCAAUGGCAUUCAGUAUUUCUAUAGUUUUUGGUUUUACUUUAAAUUUUGGUGUAAUUUUAUAGAUUUUUUUUUAUGAAUAUUAUCAAUGCGAUUGGGUAACAACAUAUUAGUAUAACUACACAUAUUUAUUAUUUAUACACAACACACACACACACAUAUAUAUAUAUACAUACACUUUACAGUAUACACAUUACACAUACUAGUGUACAUAAUGCAAUAAAUUUUGGCUACAUCUCUGUUGUGUCUUGCACAUAAAAAAAAAAUGGAUCAUUAACCAUUAUAACUACAUUUUAAAAUAUUUCAAUAAAUAUGUAUAUGGUGGUCAUUGAAACAAAAUAGCAUAUUGUGCUAAUAAUGCUCAAACAUUAGUACCCAAUCGUAUUACAUUGUCCAAAACUUAGAUAAGUAUUGAAUAAAAUUAUUUAUUAUAAACAUUUGGUAAAUUGGUUGCAGCUGUCCAAUGACGGAUCAAUAUUCCCAAUGUGCUUAUGAAUACGGCAUCAAGUAAUAUUACAAGUGUGUGUAUAUGUAUGGAUGAAAGGUGUGAAUGUGAUAUUGUAAUGUCUAUAGAAAUAAAACAAAUUGUAAGAUAUUUCACUUUCUUUGGUCUGGACAGAGUUUUACCAUUGUAUAAUAAUGCCUUGUUCUAGACCUAUUCAAUAUUGACUGGUUUCAUGAUAUUUCACUUCAGUUGAAUAAUGGUUAUGUAAGCAAAAUAGACUAAGCUAGAUGAUUAUUAUAUUAUAAAAUAUAUUUUAAUUCAGCCUAAUAUCUACAAUAUGCUAUAUAUUAUACAUAUAAGCACCGAUUACCAGGACAGCUAUCACAUUAACACACACACAUACAUAUGCACACAGUGUUAGCCAUUAGGCCUUUUAUAAGUGUAGGUUUAGGAAAUUUUGUUUGUGAUUUUCUUCUGUUUUAUCAUUAUGGUAAUGGAUAUUAUUAAAUAUUAAUGAUAAAACGAAGAACUGAAAUAAACAAAAUUGUAUUUACAAUAAUAAUAAUAAUAGUAAAAAACAAACGCUUUGUUUUAUAAUUAACACAUUAUGAACAAGUGCUGAUACAAAUAUAUUUUAAUAGUUUCCAAUUGAUCUGGUCUAACGACUUUUUCUUAUAGUCUAACUAUAUUAUAAACCAGGGGCUGGUGGAUUCAAUUUAUCUUAAAUAGGAUGGGGUAUAUUAUGAUGUUCUGAAUACAUUAAAACAAAAAACUAAAAAAAAAAUGUAAAAGUGUAAAAAUUAUUCUUUAUGGAAAUAUUCUUAUAGUCUAAUAUUCUACGAUACAUUUUAAACUAUUAUAGAGUAAUACAUUUAAAUAGAUACUGAUAGACUGACCAAUGUUAUUAUACCGUUCUCAAAUUAUAAGUGAAAUCACAAAUAAAUUCUUAUUUUAUGAAUGGUUGGAAAUGUGGACCAUAAAAUCAUCGCCAUUUGGUUUUUAAUAUUUUUAUAAGUCGUGAAAAUUGCCCAAAUAAGCAAAUGCGUCAACCCUUUUCACAUUGAAAUUGUACCUAAAGUCAUAUUAUUAAAGUUUUAAUACUUUAUAUUAAUUAAUAUUGGCUUGAUAUUUAAUAUUUUUUAGUAUUUUAAGGUAAAGUGGAGUAAAUGAUUCGAUUGAUACUUUACUAUUAAAUAAAAAUGUAGUUUGAGCUUCAA